AUGUCUUGCAACACAGUUAAGAGAACGUACGAAUGCUUAUAUACGCAUCAAAAAACACAAAAAAAUAAAAAAUGGAAAGAUGGAUACUGUGAAAUAUUAGUUAGCUAUGGUAUAACGAAAAUAUACCUAUUAAAUUCAAAUAGAGUUUGCGUGGAAAGUUUUAUUAGUAACAUCAUAGACUUUGAAAACAUAGAAGAAGAAAUAGAGCUAUCUACUCAUUUAGUACAAUUUGUUGAUAUUUAUAAUUAUGUUGAAAGUGAAAUAACAAAUGAAAUUAUAAAUGAUGAAUCGCGGAAAAGAGGAAACGAAUUUUUCAAGCAAAAUGACAACACAAAUAGUAAAAAAAUAAAAAACAAACAUGAGACUAUCAAUUUUAAUAAAAAUUACAAACCUUAUCAGGUAGAAAAAGAAGAGAUAUUAAGGCCAAAAGAGAUAUUAGUUCCAUCUAAAAGAGUCGAUAAAUAUGCCCAUACUAAUAGGAAGUUUGAAGUCCCUAGGAAAAUAGAGCCAGCUAAAGACAAAAGUGAAGAACCCGAAAAAAAUGAGUUGAAAAAUAUGCACAAUAAACAAAUCGAAAAUAUUACAAAAGAUAAAAAAUAUACAAAAAAAGUAAUAGAAAAUGUGGGAAUACAAUUUAGUAAUAUAAAUAAAGAAAAACAUAGUUCUAUGGAUAAGAAAAACAUGAUAAGUAUAACAUAUACAACCACUCAUUUAUUUAAUAAAAAAAAUACAACUAAAUGGUAUGAUGGCUAUAUAGUCGAUAAAGAGAAUGAAAUAGAACUAUAUAAUUUUGUUGAAGAAAAAUUAUUUGUAAAAACAAAAGAUAAUAUUGUUUAUGAAGAAUACAUGCCAUUUGGAGCAUAUAUUGUUUAUAACGACUUUUCAAACAAACCAUCCAGUGGUAGUAAUAAUAUUUUAGAAUCAUCUAAUCUCGUUAAAAAAAAUAAAUUCAAUACCAAUCUUCAUAGUGUAUUAAAAUGUGGGAUAUCAAAAAAUAGUAGUACAAAUGUGAAAAAUCAUGAUGAAAAGGAGACUCAACAAAAAAUGGAAUAUUAUAAAAACAAUGACCCCAAUUUAGGGAUAGAAAAUCGAAUUUUUUCAAUUCCACGAAAAAGAAAUUUGGAUUUUUCUAAAGAAAAUAACAAUUAUGAUAAUAUUGCAUAUGAAGGAAAAAAUCAAAAUAAUUUAGAAAAACCUUCUGAGAAAUGUAAUGAACAAAUAAAAGACACCUCUAAAGAUAAAAAAAAUGGAUCUAUAUAUAUUACAAAUAAAAAUGAAUGUGAAUUACAUUUUCAUACAAAUUAUGAUUGUGAUAAGGAGGAAAAGAAAAAAAAUACAAAAAUUGUUUUUUUUUCUGGAAAUAGAGAAAAUUGUGAUAAAUAUGAAGAAAUAGUUAAUAUUGGUCAAGUUGUUAGUAAAAAUCUUUUUUCUCAUGUUAAUGUUUUUAACAACUCAAUGAAAAUAAAAUUAAAUAAAGAAUCAAUUAACUAUUAUAACAAAGAUAGAAACAUUGAAAAGGAUAAUAAUUCUGAACAGUCAGGCAAUAUAAAUCGGUUAUCAUCUUUAGAAAAUGCAAAACAUUCUGAUAAUCCCAAAAAAGAUUAUAACAAUAUUAACAAUAGGCAAAUGGGCAAUAAUGAAAAAUAUGAUGAUAGUUAUGAGAAAAAUGUUUAUAAUUCAUUGUCUAUCAAUCAUAAUGAGAAUAUAUAUUUAGAAAAUGGAAACGAAAAAAAGAAUAACUCAAUUUUAACGAAAAAGGAUGCAUCCCUUCAUGUGCUGGAAACAAAGACAGCUCUUGAAACAGAGAAAAAGUUAACUCCCUCAACAUUAGACCAAAAUUUAUAUUGUGACGUAUACAAAAUUAAUAAUAUUUUUUCCUUUAGUAAUACUAAUAAUAGUUUUUGUAUAAAUGAUAGUGAAAACAUUAAUAGGAAUAAUUUAUUUUUACCUAUUUAUAUAACGAUUCCUAAAAAAAAAGAAGAUAUAAAAAAUAAAUUAAAUGAAUUACCACAUUUUAAAAUACUUAAUUUUUUUAUUAACAAGUCAGAAUAUAUUUUGUGUUUUAUGAAUGCUACACUAUUUCAGAUAUAUUAUGAGAUAACAAAUAAAUAUAUGUAUAUUUACGAUAAUUUAAUAUAUGCAUUAAAAGGUGAUAUGUAUAAAAAUUCAAACUUAAAAUCUGGUAGUGAAAACGUAAAUAUAAAAAACAAAGACAUUGGUCCUUUUGCUAAAAUGAGCGGAAAAUUCACUUCUACUAAUGGCACUAAUAAUGAAACUAAUUUGGAUUUGACGGGAGAAUAUAAAAAAAAAAAUUAUAAAAAUAAUACCGAGGAUAAUUAUAUACUAUUAUUGGAAGAUGUUGAACUUGUGUGCAGUUUACAAGAUGGGAAUGUCAACAAAUAUGGAAAGGGAACAUUUCUAAAUACAAAAAAUGAAAAAAAUACAGGGAUUAAAUAUUUUUUAAAAAAAAAUACAGACAAUGCAACAUUGAUAGAAAAAAAUGGAAUAACACAGGUUAAAAAUAAUAUAAAAAAAUAUAUAAAUACUAAUCAUAUAAUUAUAUUAAGAAAAAAAUGUGACUAUGGAGAAAAUAAUGUAUAUACUACUCAUAAGGAUGACUUACUUUUAUUUACUACUAAAUGGAAUGGGUUUAAUAAUAAUUAUUUGGAAAUAUAUCCCCUAAAUUUUGAAACCUUCUUAUAUAUAUGUGAACUAUUUGAAAAAGAAAAAAAUGUAUUAACAUCAAAAGAGUUUCUAUACUUUUUAAAGAAAUAUAAAUCCAUAAGUUUUCAAAAAUGUUUAUUUUUUAUUAAACUGUCUGACCAUUUAGACAAUUUGAAACAUCUCUUUUAUUUUUACAAAAAUAUAGAAGACGAACAUCUAUGUUAUAAUAAAAAAAAUAUUCAUAAAAAUAUAAACUACAUAAAUUAUAUGAGCAAUAGUAAGGACAAAUCUAUAGAUUAUAACUUUGUUGGAAAACGAGUGGGAGUAAAGGAUUGCAUAGAAAAGUCCCAUACUAAUUUGAUACCAUUAAAUAAUGUAAAUAUUGAAUAUAAAAAUGAGUUAGUCGAAAAUUUACAAAGUAAUAAAAAACUAAAUAAAAAACAAAAGGAAAUUAUACAAUCUGUAAUAAACUGGUUUGAGUAUAAAAAUGAAAAAGUAAAUGAUAUAGAUAGCCAAAAUAAGCAAGAUGAACAAGAAAAUAGCUGCAUAUUAGUUAAUGGGAUUUUUGGAUCUGGGAAAAGUACAUUAAUAUGUAAUACAAUUAUGUACUUAGACAAAAUAUUAGGAUAUGAAGAAAAACUAAUAAAGGAAGAAAACAAAAGGAAAAAAAAAGAAUCUGAAAAAGGAUAUACAUAUGAUUCAAAUUCUGAGUUAAAUGAAAAUGGUAUGCCAAAAUAUAAAUCCCUUUUGAGCAAAAUAAAAGAGGAAGAAAAAUCGAAAAAUAAUAUAAACGACGAAAAAAAAAAAAUAUUAUUAAUGUGUAAUACUAAUUUUGCAGUUGAUAAUAUACUUUUAAAAUUGAAACAAGAUUUUGAAUUUUAUGAUUUUGCAAGAAUAGGUAGCAUAUCUGAAAUUAACGUUUUUUUAAUUACUAACUUUAUUAGUAUAACAUCAAAGGAAGGGAAAAAUGCAGAAGACAUAAAAAAAUAUUUAGACAAAUUUGAUACGAAUACUAUGAAAAGUGAAAAUUUAAAUGAUAGUCAAAAUGACCUAAAAUAUAAUGACCAUAAUAGACAUGAUAAAAUGAGUGAUAUAGAAAAGAGUAGAGACGACCAGGAAAAUUCUAAAGAUGCCGAAAGUGACAUAAGUAAUCCAAAUGUAAACAGCUCGAUCAAAUCAAAUAAAAUACACAAAAUAACAGAUAUAAAUAAAUUAAUUGAUGUAUUAAAAAAAGAAAAAAAAAAUUCGAUUUUAAAAAAUAAGUAUAAAAAUAAAAGAGUUAUAGCAGGAACAUGUAAAAGUUUAUAUAUUUUUGAAAAGUUAAAUACAAUUAAAGAUAGUAUUAAUUAUUUAAUUGCUGAUGAAUGUACUCAAAUUGAUGAAUUAACACUCUUAAAGUUUUUUAUAAAAUAUCCAAUAAAAAAAAUCAUACUUAUAGGGGAUAUUAUGCAAUUGGGGUUUGUUAUGAAAAGUAAAAGUGACUUAUGUCGUAGUUUAUUUUCGAGACUUAUAGAAAAUGAGUUAUUCAUUAAAUAUUUUUUCAUAAAUCGGUAUGGGAAUGGUAAAGAAGAGAAAGACGCCAUUGGAAAUGGCAAUGUCCAAGCAAGUAUUACUGUAAGCACCGUAGUAGAUCACAUAAUCAGACUGACAGAAUUAGAGUAUUCAAAUUAUAAAAGUGAAAUAUAUGAGCAGAUGUUUAAUUUGCACUACGACAAUAGUUGUAACAAUAUUAAACCGUAUAAACAAACGAAUUUAUUUAUUAACAAAUUAAUAAUAAUGAAUAAACAAUAUCGAUGCCACCCAGAUAUAAGCAAUAUAUGUAGUCAUCUUUUUUAUAAUAAUUGUAUUAAGAAUGCAAAAUGUACAGAACAAAAUAAUAUAAUUUAUGAUAAAUAUAAUGCACAUUUAAAUUUUAUACUUAUACGAAAAGAAUAUAAAGGAAUACAUUCAAACUCUAAUUUUAUUAAUGUGUUAGAAGCAAAUAUUAUUUUAAAUAUUUGUGAUCAUAUGGUUUCAAAUAAAAUAAAUCCAGAUAAUAUAGGCAUAAUUUCUUUAUUUAGAUAUCAAGCUAUUUAUAUUCAAAAUAAAAUGAAGUUAUCAAAAAAUUAUGACAAUUUAAAAAAAAUAAAAGUUAGUACAGUAGAUUCUUUUCAAGGUAUUGAAAAAGAAAUUAUUUUAUUUUCAUGUGUUUUAUCUUUUUUUUCAGAUGAUCAAAAAAAAUAUACAGUAAACAAAACAGAACAGGGAAAAAAAGAAACUAAUGGGCAUCAUAAAAAUCAAUUUUUUUUUAAAAAAAAUACAACUAGACAAAUUCCAAAAACAGAAGAACAUGCAGAACAAUUAUUAUCAUCUACAGAUUCUUUCAAUUAUUUUUUCGAAAAUAAAAACCGAAUAAAUGUUGCAUUAAGUCGAUCCAGAAAUCAAUUAAUAAUUGUUGCUCACCAAGCAUUUGUUCAAAAAAAUAAAAUCUGGAGUUACAUAAAAUCAAAAUCGAAAAUAUAUUACUAUGAUUGA
Molecule: messenger RNA, 5178 nt
Organism: Plasmodium vinckei vinckei
Lineage: Eukaryota; Apicomplexa; Aconoidasida; Haemosporida; Plasmodiidae
Product: conserved Plasmodium protein, unknown function
Exons: 1
Coding region: 1-5178 (1725 amino acids)
Molecular function (GO): 5'-3' DNA helicase activity
Source: RefSeq, a predicted model, not a curated record